Molecule: messenger RNA, 579 nt
Organism: Tinamus guttatus (white-throated tinamou)
Lineage: Eukaryota; Metazoa; Chordata; Aves; Tinamiformes; Tinamidae
Source: RefSeq, a predicted model, not a curated record
AUGCCGAGAGCGCUGCCUCAGCUGAGGCGCUGCCGGGGUCGUGCGGAGGAGGGCGCUUCUUCUCUGUUCUAUCGAGGUAAACUUUGGGUGAGAUUGGAUGAGCAAAGUUGGCCAAAAAGCCUCUUAUUUUUCCUCCUUUCCUAUUCUGUUGCAGAUUUUGACUUGAACUAUUUUUGGCAUUGGAGCAAGUUUACAGACUACGUGCAGUGCGUCCUGACCUUCACCGGGGUGACAGGUUACAUCACUUACCUCUGGCUCGACUCAUCCCUCUUCGUCGAGACGCUGGGCUUCCUGGCCGUCUUCACCGAGGCCAUGCUGGGCGUUCCCCAGCUCUACCGCAACUACCACAACAGGUCUACAGAAGGAAUGAGCGUCAAGAUGGUGCUGAUGUGGACCAGUGGGGACACCUUCAAGACUGUUUACUUCAUCCUGAACCAGGCCCCUUUCCAGUUCUCCAUCUGCGGCCUCCUGCAGGUUUUUGUGGACAUUGCCAUCCUGCUGCAGGUCUACCUGUACAGUUCCUACCCGCAGAAGCCGGCGUCCCACCCUGCGCACCCAGCCAGCGCCAAGGCCCUCUGA